CCGCAACCCACUUUCACUUUCUUUUUCUUUCUCCAUCACCAUGUCUUUUGCCCUCCGUAGAUUCCCCAAGACCGCCGCCCUCAGACGUGCUUCCGCCGUCCCGAAGCAGUCGACGCGUCUCCCAUCCUUCCGUGCAUACUCUACCGAGGGCGCCAACGCGAAGCCCAAGUCCAACAACGCCGCUCUUUACGGUAUCGCAGCUGCCAUCGCAGGCGGUGGUGCCUUUUACCUCUUCUCUGGCUCGGACGAUGCGUCCACUGUCGCCAAGGGUGCCGUUCAGGUCGCUAAGGCUGGGGUUGGUUUUGUGCCCUCCAAGGCUGACUACCAGAAGGUCUACAACCGGAUUGCUGAGAUCAUCGACGAUGCUGGUGAAUACGACGACGGCUCCUAUGGCCCCGUCCUCCUCCGUCUCGCAUGGCAUGCGUCAGGUACCUACGAUAAGGAGACCGGUACUGGCGGCAGCAACUAUGCCACGAUGCGCUUUGAGCCCGAGGCCCUGCAUGGUGCCAACAACGGCCUGAACCUUGCCCGCGGCCUCAUGGAGAAGGUCAAGCAGGAGUUCUCCUGGAUCAGCUACGGUGAUCUGUGGACGCUCGGUGGUGUCGUCGCUGUCCAGGAGAUGGGUGGCCCCAAGAUCCCCUGGCGUCCUGGACGCAUUGAUGGUUUCGCUAAGGAUGCUACUCCGGAUGGCCGUCUCCCCGAUGCCAGCCAGGGAUCUUCUCACGUUCGCAAUAUCUUCUACCGCAUGGGCUUCAAUGACCAGGAGAUCGUAGCAUUGGUUGGCGCUCAUGCUCUUGGUCGCUGCCACACCUCUCGCUCCGGUUACGAGGGCCCUUGGACUUUCUCCCCGACUACGUUCACUAACGACUUCUACAAGCUCCUCUUUGACGAGACGUGGGUGUGGAAGAAAUGGUCUGGCCCUAAGCAGCUUGAGGAUAAGAAGACGAAGAGCCUCAUGAUGCUUCCCACCGACUACGUGAUGGUCUCGGACAAGAGCUUCAAGAAGUACGCCAAGGCUUACGCUGAAGACAACGAUUUGUUCUUCAAGGACUUCUCGGCCGCCUUCAGCCGUCUGCUUGAGCUCGGCGUACCCACCGCUCAGUUCACCAGCAGUGCCCCAUGGGAGAUGGGCAAUGCCGACGAACAGAAGUAAACGCGCUCGGAUUGCAAUGCUGAAAUCUAGAUUUAGAUGCGGAACUUAGACGUCUAGACAUAGAAGUUGGCGCGUCGGCGUCGGCUUAGAAUAAGCUAAAACGUCACUUAGUAGCUCACCAAGCGUGCGGAAUAAUUGGAAUGCGG
Molecule: messenger RNA, 1299 nt
Organism: Coniophora puteana RWD-64-598 SS2
Lineage: Eukaryota; Fungi; Basidiomycota; Agaricomycetes; Boletales; Coniophoraceae
Gene: CCP1
Product: cytochrome c peroxidase
Exons: 9
Coding region: 41-1153 (370 amino acids)
Biological process (GO): cellular response to oxidative stress; response to reactive oxygen species; hydrogen peroxide catabolic process
Molecular function (GO): peroxidase activity; heme binding
Source: RefSeq, a predicted model, not a curated record